ACCGUUUCUGUCUCUCAGGCUGCAGGUAAAUUUGAGGUGGAGGAGAGCGGCUCAGUAGUGAUGCCCAAACCAGACCCUGCAGGUAACAUGACAGGCAUGGUUGGCACUGCCCUCUAUGUAAGUCCGGAGGUUCAAGGAAACACCAAAGCUACCUACAACCAAAAAGUUGACCUUUUCAGCCUGGGGAUCAUCUGUUUGAGAGUCCUACCACCCAUGACAACGGGGGCAGAGCGUAUUUCUGUCCUGAGCCAGCUUCGUGUGGUGCCCGACCAUAUUCCCGGAGGACUAUACGCGUAUGAGCAAGGAACACAGAGAAAAGUGAUCCAGUGGCUGUUGAACCACGACCCUGCACUGCGGCCCACUGCCCAGGAGCUGCUGAAGAGUGAACUGCUACCUCCCCCUCAGCUGGAGGAUUCGGAGCUGCACGAGGUGCUGCACCACACGAUGGCCAAUAUCAAUGGCAAAGCGUACCGCACCAUGGUGGGGCAGUUGUUUGCUCAGAACCCCUCUCCUGUGAUGGACUACACCUACGAUAUUGACCUACACAAGGGCAGCUUCAGCUUCAAUGGUGCCAAAUUGCAGCAGUAUGUGCAUGAAACAAUCACCAGGAUCUUCAAGAAGCACGGUGCGGUGCGUCUCCAGACACCGCUGCUCCUCCCCAGGAACAGAAAGCUGUAUGACAGCAGCGAGCCGGCGUGCUUCAUGGACCACAGCGGAAUGCUGGUUACUUUGCCCUAUGACCUUCGUAUGGCGUUUGCAAGAUUCAUCGCUCGCAACAAUAUAACCAAUCUGAAGAGGUAUAGCAUUGAACGUGUAUUCCGGCCCAGGAAGCUAGAUCGAGCACACCCGCGGGAGCUUCUGGAGUGUGCCUUUGACAUCAUCACACCCGUCACUAACAGCCUCCUACCUGACGCCGAGACCAUUUACACCAUCUCUGAAAUAGUCCAGGAAUUCCCCGCACUCCAGGAAAGGAACUAUAACAUUUACCUGAAUCACACCAGCUUGUUGAAGGCCAUCCUGCUCCACAGUGGAGUCCCAGAGGAUAAACUGAGCCAGGCCUCCAACAUACUGUGUGACGCCAUGAGUGAAAAACUGACCAAACGUGAGGUGGAGGCAAAGUUCUGCAACUUCUCACUGUCAACCAGCAGCUUGCAGACACUGUACAAGUACAUAGAACAGAAGGGGGACCUGCAGGGCUUGGCGCCACUGCUGACAUCACUCACCAAACAGAAGACCGCUGUCACCCAGCUGGCAAAGCAGGGCCUCAAGGACCUAGAGGAGCUCACCGUGCUGCUGCGGAGACUGGGAGUGAAACUGCAGGUGGUGGUCAACUUAGGCUUAGUUUACAAGGUACAGCAUCACUCCGGGGUCAUCUUCCAAUUUGUGGCUUUCAUCAGAAAACGAAAGCGAAUCGUACCUGAUAUAGUGGCCGCUGGAGGACGCUACGAUCACUUGAUCCUGGAGUUUCGAGGGCCAGCUUCCACGGUGCCUGUGCCCUCUGCGGUGGGAGCCAGCGUGGCCCUGGACAAAGUGUGUGCUGCUAUUGCCAACAUGGAGGAGCCACCAUCAGUGAGCUCCUGUGAUGCGCUGGUGGUGCCCGUGGGGCAUUCUUCGAUGUCCAGAGCCAUCAACGUGGUCCAGAAGUUGUGGAGCGCCGGCGUCCCUGCGGACAUCAACUACGAUGUCUCACAGUCUCAGGAGACACUGUUGGAACAGUGCAGGCUUGGCGGCAUCAGCUUCAUGGUUCUGGUCUCUGACAAGGAGGGAAACUACAUGAAGGUCAAAUCCUUUGAGAAGGACAGACAGUCUGAGAAAAGAAUUCCCGAGUCGGACUUGGUGGACCAAAUCAUUCAGAAAUGUCGGACCAAAUUCUUUGAGGACAGAAACAUCAGAGAAAUGUCUGAAGGCAUGUCUCUUCAGAACCCCAAAGGAUCACUGCUCAACACCACAGGUUCCUCAGAACAGCACGGGAGCAGCAGCACGAACAUGAACGUUAACGUCAUCAGCCCGGAAAAAGUUUCCGCCAGUGCUAGACGACGCUACGAGAUUCAGAUCCAAACCAGAUUACAGUAUCUUGGUAGCAAUUUGCAGAACAAGAGCAAUGACAUCGAGGUCCUGGCAGUGGACCUGCAGAAGGAAACUCUGGUCAACUUCCUGUCCCUCGAGUUUGACACUGAAGAGCAGUUUAACAGCAGCGUGAAGACCCUGCUGUCUCGUCUCCCCAAGCAGCGCUACCUGAAGUCCAUCUGCGACGAGAUCCACCAUUUUAAAAUGGCAAAAAGUUGUUUUCUCUGAGUGUGGAGGACAGGCAACAGAAGCCAGAUGAGUUAAAGAGCUCAUGAAGUCACCUGGCUGCUGGAGGACUAUAAACUAAACACACCCUACAUUAGGCAUGUGUAAGAGAAAAACUUUGUUCAUGACCUGUUUCUCUGAGCAAUUUAAACUAGCAGCUCUAUGAUGCUGUUAUAAUGCUUUAAGCUUAGCACUCACUUCAACAUGCUAAUAUGCUCACACUGACACAAUGCUAAUGCUAUGUUGAUGUUUAGCUAGUACUACGUUAAUGUAGUUGAAAUUUCUUUUAGUCUGACACUCUAACCAGGCCAAAGUUUCAACUAGAUUAACAUAGUACUAGCUAAACAUCAACAUAGCAUUAGCAUUGUGAGCAUGUUAGCAUGUUUGUUUAUUAUUAAUUUAUGUUAAUAAACAAACAUGCUAAUAUCCUCACAAUGACACAGUGCUAAUGCUAUGUUGAUGUUUUGCUAGUAGGCUACUAUGUUAAUCUAGUUUAAACUUUGACCU
Messenger RNA from Labrus bergylta (ballan wrasse), 2799 nucleotides. NCBI's taxonomy places the organism in Eukaryota, Metazoa, Chordata, Actinopteri, Labriformes, Labridae. The record is from RefSeq and is a predicted model, not a curated record.